Linnemannia hyalina is the source of this 1320-nucleotide messenger RNA. The record is from the annotation of a GenBank genome assembly. Lineage: Eukaryota; Fungi; Mortierellomycota; Mortierellomycetes; Mortierellales; Mortierellaceae.
AUGGAGACCCACUCAAGACGCACUCCCACCACACAUAACACAGUCAACAGGAUAGGCACUGUUGCAUACUAUGCCCUCAUCUCACGGCUCGUCAUCUGGGCCCUUGCAGCGGUCUCCCAUGCCCUCAUUCAGGACUACGACUCGGCCCUUGAAUUAAUCCUCCCUAUCGAAACCAUCGGCCAGCAGCUGUUCAAGAGCAUCUUUGGCGUCUUUCUCCGCUGGGACGCCUUUUACUUUGUGCACAUUACCGAGAAGGGAUAUGUCUUUGAGCAGGCCCAUGCUUUCUUCCCCUUGGUCCCGGCCUUGACUCGACUUGUCGCCAACACUGCCCUGGCACCCUUUAGCUUCGCGCUUGACUACAAGCAGCAAUUAGUUCUCGCCGGUGUCAUCGUCGCGAACGCAUCCUUCAUUGCCGCUGCCGUGCAGCUUUACAGACUUACAAAGGAGCUCUUUGGACGCGAACCGUUUGCAUUCCUCACAGCAAUGCUCUAUGUCCUCACGCCCUCCGGCAUCUUUAUGUCUGCAAUCUAUACUGAGAGUACAUUCGCGGCCCUGUCCUUCACGGGCAUGCUUUUUGCUGCCAGAAAGCAGUACUUGCUGGCUGCAAUUGCUUGGUCCAUCAGUUGCACAGCUCGGUCGAACGGUAUCCUCUAUGCCGGCUUUAUCAUCUACGACCUUGUUGUUCGCAUGGACUUCAGCAAGCCACUGUUCCACAAGGUCUUUGUGCUGGUGAAGGCUGGCUUUCUCUGCCUGAUCACAUGGACCGGAUUUGUCGCAGUUCAAUUCUACGGUUACUCCCUGUACUGCACGGACGCUUCGAAUAUUGAUGCGAGACCUUGGUGCAACGCCAACAUUCCCUUGAUAUAUACCUUUGUCCAGGACUUUUACUGGAAUGUUGGGUUCCUCCGGUACUACGAGGUCAAGCAGAUACCCAACUUUUUGAUGGCUGCUCCCAUGAUCAUUCUCUCAGCUUCUGGAAUCAUGUACUAUGUCCUGUUCGAUAGCCAUCGUGCCAUUACCCUCGGUCGCUCAUCAACGCCUGCAACGAGCGACAAGGCUACUCUUCCUUUCAUGAGUCUUGCGGCGUUCCCUCAUAUUGUUCUUUGGGGAGUCCUCCUCCUCUCCAACAUCACCACGAUGCAUAUCCAGAUCAUUACACGCGCAUUUUCGUGUCUGCCACCAGUGUACUGGUUCGCAGCCCAUCAAUUCGAAGGGGAGGAGGCGUUAGGAGGUGGCAGGACAAAGACUGUUACCACGUUCUUUGUGAUGUAUGGCUUGAUCGGUAUUAUUCUCUUUGCCAACUUUUUCCCACCUGCGUAG